UUAUUUGAUUCCACCAACCUUGCUUAGCUAGAGAGAGGUUGAGUUGGCAUCAGCUGGGUCAACAGGCCCGCCCGUUUCCCCUUUUUCUGUUUUCGGACACAAUGUUUCCUUUUGACCUGUGGUCCUCGCACCCUGCUGUGCCAGUCCAUUGGCUCCCCAGUGUGGAUUUCAGCCUUGGUGACAUAUUACCAGCCGAACUGUCUCCAAUAGCCAUCAGCUAAGCCGAGCAGCAUAAAGUUUGUUUUUAUUCAAACUUCAGCAGUUUUCUAGUUGUUCUGCUGAGGCAGUGACAUCAAUGUGUGACAUCACGCAAAUUGAUGUCACAAAGAGCGAUGCACACUUUGUGGAGCUAGAGGGCAUCACAGAGCUGCACGCUUGAAUUCUACGGUCAUAACCAUUGAAGAAGAGAGACAGAGAGCACGUAGUAGUAUCCUAACAAGAGAUUGAAAAUGAAAGCUUUUCGAGAUAAAGAGGCAAAUUCUAACACACAAGUAAAGAAAAUCAUUGAGAAAUUUUUGGAUUUGUCCAGAGAAAAGGGAUCAACAAUGAGUCGCAGCAGUAAGACAUCAUCUUGUGAUUCUGGAAAGGAAAAAGUACAACAGACAUUAGCUAAAGAGACACAGAAGCUCCAUGGAAUAUUGAAAGAAGUUGGCAUGAUGUCCAUUGUAAAACAGUCUCUGAUUGAAGGAAAUGAGGAGCUGAACAUGCAAGUUCUGAACAUAGAACAAGCUACAUUUGAAAAAGACAAGCUUCGAGACAAAGAUGAGGAAUUAAACAAACUGUUGCACAUAAACAGAACCUUAAAGGAGAACAACACCACCCUGGAGCAGAAUACCACUGCCUUGGAGAACAAAAGCACCUCCCUGAAGCAGAGAAUCAACGCCCUGGAGAAGGACAAAAAUACCCUGGAGCAGGAAAAAACUGCCCUAGGGCAGAAAAGCACCGCUCUUCAGCAGAGAAUCAAUGCCCUGGAGAAGGACAAAGAUACCCUGGAGCAGGAGAAAACUGCCCUAGGGCAGAAAAGCACCGCUCUUCAGCAGAGAAACAAUGCCCUGGAGAAGGAAAAAAAUACCCUGGAGCAGGAAAAAACUGCCCUAGGGCAGAAAAGCACCGCUCUGGAACAGAGAAUCAACACCCUGGAGAAAGAAAAAAGUACCCUGGAGAAGGAAAAAACUGCUCUAGGGAAUAAAAACACCACUCUGAAACAUAUAAACCAUGCCCUGGAAAGGGAAAGAAAUACCCUGGAGCUGGAAAACACCAUUUUCGACGAGAUAAACACCGUCUUGGAGCAGAAAAGAGCCUCCUUGGAGGAGAAAAGCAACUUCUUGGAACAGAUAAACACCGCCCUGACGCUGAACAGCACCACUCUGGAGCAGAAAUGUACUCUCUUGGAGAAUUUAAACACUGCCUUGGAGCAGCAAAACGAGAUCCUGGAGCAGAAAAAUACUGACUUGAAGAAUAUGAACACCGACCUGCAGCUUAAACUGGAGCAGCUGAACCAGCAGCCACCUGAACAGAAAACCAGUGAAAACAUCCAAUCAGUUUCAGAUCAGCCACAGAAGCAGCUGCCUAUAUUCAGACGUGUCAUCAGUGGCGUCUCCAAUACAUUCCUGAAAAUGUACCAAACAGGUACUCUCAGGUACUGGAUUGACACUUGGUACUUCUAAAUAAAGAAGUGUGAUGAGGGCUCCAAGCUUCAUGCUUGAGUAUCUGUGGCAGAAAGGCUAGAGGACAACAGAACUGCGGUGUCAGGGGAGCUUGACACUUGUGGACUUAUGGCGGAAAAGCUUAACGCUUGAAAGAUGUUGACAGGAGAGCUUGAGGCCCGCAGGACUGCGGUGCCAUGGGAACUUGAGGCCAUCGAACACAGUUAGGCGUCAGAUGAGGAGCUUGGUCUGCUGACCCCAAGCUCCUCCCGGCCUGCCUCCAGGGCUUCGUAUCAAGUCCU
This is a messenger RNA of Xiphophorus couchianus (Monterrey platyfish), 1948 nucleotides long. Its product is annotated as golgin IMH1-like. The record is from RefSeq and is a predicted model, not a curated record. The coding region runs from base 450 to 1667 and encodes 405 amino acids. The transcript is spliced from 2 exons. Lineage: Eukaryota; Metazoa; Chordata; Actinopteri; Cyprinodontiformes; Poeciliidae.